UUUAAACAGUUGUCAAAAUAGUUAGGAACCGGUAAGUCUUCACGCUAUCGUGAAUGCUUAGCAUUUUACCCCAAUCUACUGUUGUUUUGAUUCAAGUUUAAAACUUCAAAUGGUUUUGAAAUCUGAUCGUUUUCCUGCAGUAAACAAUAUGAUAUUGGUUGUUUCUUGAUCGAUCAUCACUGCUAAUUGUUUUCUUGUUCGGCCAACUUUUCUCUUGCCUUUUGUGAGUAAGAACGCUUUCAACAUGAAAAGACAAAGGCAUGCAUCAGAGCCCUCCAUCACAAUAAAUGGGACUAUCAAGGGACAGCGUAAAUAUAGCCGUAGCAAGUACUUUGAUGACAACAUGCCCCUAACUGGAAGUCCGCAGCAUCAACAUGGCUUCCAAAGCCAGACUGAUAUUGUCAAACAGUAUAAACGAGAUAGAAACAAAAGGAUCUUUGUCAACAGAAGCUUGAAUCUUAGCAAAAUAAAAUUUUUUGGCUUCGACAUGGAUUAUACUCUGGCAGCCUACAAGUCACCAGAGUUUGAAGAUAUGACAUUUUCAUUGCUUGCUAAACGACUUGUUGCAAUUGGUUAUCCUAAGGAACUUGAAGGAUUCAAAUAUGAUGCAACAUUUCCUGUCAGAGGUCUUCUCUUUGAUAUUGAACUUGGUAACUUAUUGAAGGUCGACACUUACGGAAACAUUCUCAUAUGUGUUCAUGGUUUUGAAUUUCGUACAAGUUCAUAUAUCAGAAAGUCGUACCAGAACAAAUUCGUCAAUCCCGAUUGUGAACGAUAUUGCAAACUUACUUCAGUCUAUAGUCUUCCAGAAAUUUAUCUUUUGGCUUGCCUAGUCCAUCAUUUCGACAACAGUCCCAAGUAUAAAAGAAUCAACACGGGUGUAAAAUAUGACCACAUCGUUCUAUCUUAUCAAAGUAUGCAGCAAGAUGUUCGAGCUGCUAUGGAUUAUCUUCACAAUUGUGAAGGUUUAAAAGAUGAAACACUGAAAAAUAUCGAAAAGUACCUCAUCAAAGAUCCAAGAUUGCCCAAGUUACUGCACAGGAUGAAAGAACACAAUAGGAAAACAUUUGUUCUUACAAAUAGCGAUUACAACUACACCGAGAAAAUCAUGACCUAUCUGUUUGACUUUCCACAUGGACCCGAGCCAAACACGCCUCACCGAAACUGGAAAACGUAUUUUGACUAUGUUGUGGUUGAUGCCAAAAAACCGCUGUUUUUCGGGAAAGGAACCCUGAUCAGAGAAGUUGACAAGACGACAGGAACAUUAAAGAUUGGCUCCUAUUCUGGCGAACUGAUGAAGGAACAAAUAUAUUCGGGAGGAUCAUCAGAAGUCUUCUGCCAACUGAUUGGAGCGGAUGGAAAAGAUAUUCUUUAUGUUGGCGAUCAUAUUUUCGGAGAUAUUCUUAAAUCGAAGAAAACUAGUGGCUGGAGGACUUACCUGGUUGUGCCGGAACUUUCAAAAGAGCUGGAUGUUUGGACAGAGAGACAAAAAUUGUUUUCCACCCUCAAAGAUUUAGAUGUCGAAAUGGCGGAUGCUUACCGUAAUAUGGAUGCGUACAGUACUGACGAUCCUGACGUUGAAAACAUCAAGAGAAGGAUAAAGGAAACCACUCAUCGCAUGGAAAUGUGCUACGGGAAACUGGGAAGUCUCUUUCGUAGUGGCUCUCGUCAAACUUUCUUCGCUUGUCAAGCAACUCGUUAUGCUGAUGUGUAUGCGGCAUCUCCAAUGAACAUACUCUAUUAUCCCUUUACGUACCUCUUUCGUUCACCUGCUCAACUGAUGCCUCACGAAUCAACUGUGGAACAUUUUGAUGAACCACAUGAGCACAUGGAAAGAACGAAGGUGUUGUAUCAGUGGGAAAGUUUUGUCGUUGAUGGCAACGAUGGCGAUCAAAACAACGCCAUCGACUUUGAUCUUGAUGAAGAAGACGAAGAAGAUUCAUCGGGAAGCGACGGACUUAGGCGACAAUCGUCGACGACGGAUGAAAUUUCAUCACCGUAGUUUUACGGAUUAUGGAAAAUUUCCACAUAUUUAGUAGGGCUGCACAUGUUACUAGAAAGUUCAUAGGUUUUUACAAUGGUCAAAGAGAAAAUACUAUUGCCCAUACAAAGUGAACUGCCGUGAGAAGAAAGAACUCAUAUUAUUUUUUUUGUUUUGACUGCUUUUUUGGCAUUAUUAAUUAUUCUAUGACUGCGAUCUGUAAGCCUUACAAAUCGUUCGCACAUCUACACAAUAUAGGCUCUAGAAUAACACAGUUUCUCAAAAAAUACACUUGAACUUAUAAAUGGUGGCCAAAAAUCAUAAUAGGAAAUGCUCAAGUGAUAAGUAGACACUUUGAAUGCUUAAGUACUCAAACAAGAAAAUGACUUUAUUGUCGUUUACGCUUUUUACAUUGUCUAAUCUUCCUUAGAUUUUUUCACUGUUUCACUUUAUAUUUACAGUGUUUAUAUUUACCGUGUUUAUAUUUACCGUAAAUUGUGCCAAGUUAUGCAUUUUUGCCACUUAAGUACUAAACUUUAGUUGGAAUUACACACAAAUAUCCAUUGAUAUCAAUUAUACAUCAUUGUGUUGUAUAAGAUAUCUACACCUUGUGUACGCAAGUAUCCACAGAUAUCCAUCAUGAUGAAGGAUUUGUAUGACGAAUAUAAAUGAGAUAUCUUAGAUAACCUGUGUACACAAGUUUUAUACGCAAAUCUUCAUUGAAUUUUAGCCCAAUUUCUCUUUCGUAGUUGGUCUUUUUUCGUCAGGGAUACUGCACUUUAGAAUCUAUUAGGCAUUUAUUAUUGUCUCCGACGAUUACAAGCUGUUUUGAUUUUUUGCCAAUGAAAAUCCUGAAAUUCUUAAUUUAAUUUACAGAAUGGAUUAAAUCAUAUUUAAUGUAUUUUAGAUUCAUAUUUUUAGAAUCAUUUUACGAAUAAUUAACACGUUCAUCUACCUUUAA
Molecule: messenger RNA, 2942 nt
Organism: Xenia sp. Carnegie-2017
Lineage: Eukaryota; Metazoa; Cnidaria; Anthozoa; Malacalcyonacea; Xeniidae
Product: cytosolic purine 5'-nucleotidase-like
Exons: 26
Coding region: 245-2002 (585 amino acids)
Molecular function (GO): 5'-nucleotidase activity
Source: RefSeq, a predicted model, not a curated record